Molecule: messenger RNA, 1470 nt
Organism: Alternaria viburni
Lineage: Eukaryota; Fungi; Ascomycota; Dothideomycetes; Pleosporales; Pleosporaceae
Exons: 3
Coding region: 1-1470 (489 amino acids)
Source: RefSeq, a predicted model, not a curated record
AUGGAAGGCUCUUACACACAGGCGUCCUACAUGCCCUCGAGCCCGAUAGCACCAGAGGAUGAAUGCGACUUCCAAGAAGUUAGCGUGAGGGAGGUCGAGGCACUCACACUCAACGCGAAACAGAUAACGACCACCAUCCUACCUAUCUCAGUCGAUCGACAGGACAAAGCAAAAGCCACUGCAAGACGACCUCAUUCCCCUCAUGCCAACAUAUCCUGCGCAGACAGUUUCGCAAGCCCGCGCCCGCCGCGCCCGCCGCGCCCGCCGCGCCUGGCGACGCCCAAGCCCACCUCACCCGGCUCUACCAUCCCGAGCACGAUCCAAACAAGCCAUCGAUAUAACCAUGCACAUACGUUGGAUGCAGUGUAUCUGUCUCGGGGCGCCUGGCUCAACAUGACGGCGGUCUACGGCCGUGAUACGAGCUGGUUCCAACGCAUGGUGCAAGCCGCAUCUCUCGUCUCCAUGAUGGAGCCACCACAGAAGAGAAGGAAGACGAUGCCAGACCCUCUGCUCGCAGUACGACUGAUGAUGAGGGAGUUAACGACCGAUACAAGCGGCGCCUACCUCGCCGAUGCUGUGGAAGAGAACCGCGCGGAAGAAGACGUGAUGAUGGACGACCCACAAACACUCAUCUCUCGCCCAAAGCUAGCUAUUCCGAACAAACUGGAAUUGAAGGCUAGAGAGCUUGGAGAAGAUGGCCUACAGCUCGUACUGCACGACCCACUCGCCCUCUUCGCCGUCCAUCUUCGUAUCGCGCCCGGGCCGCCGGGACCGACCGAGUUGACCCCUACGUCACAGCGAUCACGGUCGAGGAGCUCCUCAGUAGCGAGCAACGAUACCGCCAUUGAGUUCGCCGAGUUCAACCCCAGCAGCUUCGACUUCGAGAGCGACACCCGACCAUCGGGGCUGAAAUGGGUGCCACCGCACCUCCGUCUUGCAUUCCGCGAAGACCGAGAGGAUGAAGAAGACCAACUGUUCAGUUUCGAGGGGCAUGCAGUAUGCUUUCUGCGGGAGAACGAGGAGCGUGUCGCAGAAGUUCUGAUUAGUGUCGAGACUGGUGGCUUUGGCGUCUACCAAGCAGGCAUCCAGACGACUAGCGCAUUUCUCCGCCACAUCGCUUCUGACGACCGAACAGCAGUGUGGAAAGACUGUGAAUAUUGGCGGCUGGGACACACUCCAUACAGUCAGAACUCUGACAAGGAGUUUGAUGUGCUACAAGGGAACAUUGAUGGCCCCUCGAUCCUCACAGCCGGAAGCGAUCGACCCAUUGACAGGGCCAAGAAGGAGUUAUCGAUGCUUAUGAAGGAAAUCGGCGAUCUAAGACGUGAUGCCAGGAGAUGGAAACGCCACCCCAGGAGAACCUGCGAGAAGAAUUCCAGGUGCUGGCAAGGCAAUACGAAGACCCACCGAGAACUGUCGUCAUUGCUGAUCCGUAUAUCGAGACGCUCAGAGCGCGGAUCUCCAAGAUAG